Molecule: messenger RNA, 2057 nt
Organism: Theobroma umbraticum
Lineage: Eukaryota; Viridiplantae; Streptophyta; Magnoliopsida; Malvales; Malvaceae
Product: inorganic phosphate transporter 1-4
Biological process (GO): phosphate ion transport; transmembrane transport
Cellular component (GO): membrane
Molecular function (GO): phosphate transmembrane transporter activity
Source: RefSeq, a predicted model, not a curated record
UCCUGCUUGCCCUUUCACUUCCUUGCAUCAACCAAAUUCCCAUCUCCCAAAUCCUCCUUCCUUCUUUUAUUUUGUCUUUCUUAUUUUAAUCUCACUUUCUUUCACUUUCAUCCCUUGGAGAAAAAAACACAAUCACUUUAAAGAAACAGAGGAAGAGAGAGAGAGCAGAUACAAAAGCCUGUGAGUGAGCUAGGUAGCUAUGGCAGGGGAACAAUUACAGGUGCUUAACGCCCUUGAUGUAGCCAAAACACAAUGGUACCAUUUCACCGCAAUCAUCAUCGCUGGGAUGGGCUUCUUCACUGAUGCAUAUGAUCUCUUCUGCAUAUCACUUGUCACCAAAUUACUUGGCCGCAUAUACUACCAUGUUGAUGGCGCAGAGAAGCCUGGAACUUUGCCUCCCAAUGUAUCAGCUGCUGUUAAUGGAGUAGCGUUUUGCGGAACUCUAGCAGGACAGCUCUUCUUUGGUUGGCUUGGUGAUAAGCUAGGCCGAAAGAAGGUCUAUGGUAUGACUCUCAUGCUCAUGGUCGUAUGCUCUGUUGCAUCAGGUCUCUCUUUUGGCCAUACCCCUAAAUCUGUCAUGGCGACCCUUUGCUUCUUCCGGUUCUGGCUUGGCUUUGGCAUUGGUGGUGAUUAUCCACUUUCUGCCACCAUCAUGUCUGAAUAUGCUAACAAGAAGACUCGUGGAGCCUUUAUUGCUGCAGUGUUUGCAAUGCAAGGUUUUGGAAUUUUAGCAGGCGGUAUUUUUGCUAUUAUUUUAUCCUCUGCAUUCAAGGCCAGGUUUGAUGCUCCACCUUAUGAGGUUGAUGCACUUGGCUCCACUGUUCCGCAAGCAGACUACGUUUGGCGUAUUAUUUUGAUGGUUGGAGCACUCCCAGCUGCUCUUACCUACUACUGGAGGAUGAAGAUGCCUGAAACUGCCCGUUACACUGCCCUUGUUGCUAAGAAUGCAAAGCAGGCUGCAUCUGAUAUGUCAAAGGUCCUGCAGAUGGAUAUUGAGGCAGAGCCACAAAAGAUAGAGCAACUAGAUCGGGAGAGGUCCAAAUUUGGUUUGUUCACUAAAGAAUUUGCUAAACGUCAUGGACUUCACUUGCUUGGAACAACCACUACUUGGUUCUUGCUUGACAUUGCAUUCUACAGCCAAAAUUUGUUCCAAAAGGACAUCUUUAGUGCAAUUGGUUGGAUUCCUGCUGCAAAGACCAUGAAUGCCAUUGAUGAAGUUUUCAAAAUUGCAAGGGCACAAACACUUAUUGCUCUAUUGAGCACCGUUCCGGGCUACUGGUUCACAGUGGCUUUCAUUGAUAAGAUGGGAAGAUUUGCCAUCCAACUAAUGGGCUUCUUCUUCAUGACAGUGUUUAUGUUUGCACUGGCUAUCCCUUACCACCACUGGACCCAUAAGGACAACCGACUUGGGUUUGUUGUUAUGUACUCCUUGACUUUCUUCUUUGCAAAUUUUGGACCUAAUGCCACCACAUUUGUUGUACCAGCUGAGAUUUUCCCAGCAAGGUUAAGGUCCACUUGCCAUGGUAUAUCAGCAGCAUCCGGAAAGCUUGGUGCUAUUGUUGGUGCAUUUGGGUUCUUGUAUUUGGCACAGAAUAAGGAUAAGGCCAAGGCGGAUGCAGGGUAUCCUGCAGGUAUUGGGGUGAAGAAUUCACUCCUUGUAUUAGGUGCAAUCAAUGCCUUGGGCUUCUUGUUCACGUUCUUGGUGCCAGAAUCGAAAGGAAAAUCUUUAGAAGAGAUGUCGGGUGAGAACGAGGAUAAUGGAGCAGAGGUAGACGCAUCAUCUCAUAACCACAGGACGGUUCCAGUUGCUUAAGUUGGAUCCAUAAACCAGUUACUGAGCAACAAGUUGAACUGUUGUAAAACCCUUUUCUUUCGACUAUAGUCUGAUGUCAGAUUUACUUUUCACUGUUUUCCCUCAACGUGUGCCUUAUUCUAGCAAUCUCAGUUUUCUGUUCUGUACCUUUAAAGUUGAGGGGUAUAAAGAACAUUCCAUGGUUGUCUCUUUUCAUUAGUUAUAAAUCAACAAGCGCCCUGUGGCUCGUUGGCAGCCAUCAAAA